GAAUGUUGCCGUGUUUACAUUGGAUGCACGCGGGUCAGCGGGGUGCCGAGCGGCGAGGACGGGAACACGUGUACGCGCACGCGCACAGCCUGACAAGACUCACGCAGCAGCACUAUCUCUCUCCCCCUCUCUUCCUCUCUCUCUCACGUCCAAAAAAAAACCCCCCGAAAAAAACAACCACAUAACUUUUUAGCGUUCCGGUAACGGUGACGUCACCAGGCGAGGAGAGAGCCCACUGUUUGAAAGGGAAAGUGCAAGGACAGACGAGACGAGCGCCAUCACAGCAGGAACAGCUUAGCAACAAGAGUCCUCACUUCCUGACAGGUGCGGAAGGAUUCAAGCCCUUAACACCAUGGAUAUGGACACUCAACCUCAAGGACAGCAAGCAGCCGUGCCAGUGUUUCAGCCCCAGAAACCUUUACAGCCAGACAUGGGCCACAAUUCACUUGCUAACUUCCAGAUCGAGAAGAAAAUAGGUCGGGGACAAUUCAGCGAGGUUUACCGGGCCAGGUAUCUUCUAGACAACACAUCUGUGGCCCUGAAGAAAGUCCAGAUAUUUGACUUGAUGGAUGCCAAAGCUCGGCAAGAUUGCAUCAAAGAGAUAGACCUCCUUAAGCAACUGAACCAUCCAAAUGUGAUAAAGUAUCAUGCGUCUUUUAUUGAGGACAAUGAGCUAAACAUAGUACUGGAGCUAGCUGAUGCCGGAGACCUCUCACGUAUGAUCAAGCACUUUAAGAAGCAGAGGAGGCUUAUUCCUGAAAGAACAGUGUGGAAGUACUUUGUCCAGCUUUGCAGUGCGCUCGAGCACAUGCACUCCCGAAGAGUCAUGCACAGAGAUAUCAAGCCAGCCAACGUAUUCAUCACAGCUACAGGAGUAGUGAAGUUAGGAGAUCUUGGACUUGGACGCUUCUUCAGCUCCAAAACCACCGCAGCUCACUCUCUUGUGGGUACUCCAUACUACAUGUCACCGGAAAGGAUACAUGAAAACGGAUACAACUUCAAGUCGGACAUCUGGUCGCUAGGAUGCCUGCUCUACGAGAUGGCAGCCCUACAGAGUCCAUUUUAUGGGGAUAAGAUGAACCUAUACUCCCUUUGUAAGAAGAUAGAACAGUGCGACUAUCCUCCUCUUCCCUCAGAUCACUACUCAGAGGAACUGAGGAACUUGGUAGAUAUGUGCAUCAACCCCGACCCAGAGAAGAGGCCGGACAUCACCUACGUGUACGACAUCGCCAAACACAUGCAGAACCAGACGCAGGGCAGCUAAGCCUGGAACUGCACAAACUAUAGCUUGUACAACUCAUCCCUCCUCAAUUUCCAUGCUGGACGUGUACACAUCUAUUCGCUUUUAUGCAAUUACUUAGUCCAGAGCUCAUUGAAAUAAGCGGGACAGCAUUUCUAACAUGGUUUUUUUGGAGGUCUAAACGUGAGUGGCAGCCUAAAUCCUUUCGGCUCGAGGUAAAUAUUGCGCUCAAAUGAUAUCCCUGUCCCCCAGAACUCUUCAAUUUUUUAUUUUUCUAACCGCGCGCACACAUGAAAUGGCAUGACAUUUAGUAUACUUUUUGUAUUUUUUCAUGUCACGUCCCUAAAUGUUUACAUGUAAUUCUGUCAAGCAGGUAACAUAUACUCCAGUAACACAAUGGUCAUGAUGAACUCUGUGAAUAAUGAAAGUAAAUCAGAGGUUAAAAAAAGAGUGUAAAGUUUAUUUGCAUGAUGAUGGCACACCUGAGAGAGGUUAUAAAAGUGAUUUAGUUGGAAGUGUUAUGUUGCACUUUUUACCAUGGUACUAGAGGCUCGGCAGGGGGAUCAUGUCAUGAAAAGUUGGUUCAGAGGAUGCAGGACUAGAGAAGUGCCGGAAGGAGUGCCUGGGCAAAUGUCUUCACAACACAUCAAACGUGUGUCAUUUUGACACCCAUGCAUUGUUUUUGAAAAGUCAGCUUGUCUUACUUUUGACAGCCUUGAAGGAGUAGUGGAAACGAUGAUGUAUAAAGCAGUUUGCUGUUUACUAUUGUUUAAAACAAAAUAAUAAAAAAAAGAAACCCUC
This is a messenger RNA of Nerophis ophidion (straightnose pipefish), 2041 nucleotides long. Its product is annotated as serine/threonine-protein kinase Nek7. The transcript is spliced from 10 exons. The coding region runs from base 353 to 1264 and encodes 303 amino acids. The record is from RefSeq and is a predicted model, not a curated record. Gene Ontology annotation, molecular function: ATP binding; protein kinase activity. Gene Ontology annotation, biological process: protein phosphorylation. Lineage: Eukaryota; Metazoa; Chordata; Actinopteri; Syngnathiformes; Syngnathidae.